CUAUGGUUGCGUUGGUUUGAUUAAAAAUAUUGGUGCCACCACGAGCCAACCGCUUAAGCCCGGCUCGCGUAAAAUCGAAGAAAAGUGACGCGUCCAUCCUGCUGUGCGCUGUGACGCGGCUACCUGUGGAGUGACGCAUGCGUAGAACGCCGCCGCGGCGCCAUCCGGAGCAGCUACAGCCAGAGGGAAACAAGGUGCCUGGUUUUCGAGAACAAAAACCCAACGCGACAAUGUCGGGAUUUGACAGCAACCCAUUCGCCGAACCCAUGGACAUGAAUCCCUUCCAGGAUGCUUCUGUCACUCAGGCCACCCGAGGAGCCGCUGAUGGCAUUCGGGAUUAUAACCCAUUCUCCACUGAAUUGAAGGACCGCAGUGAGACCACCAUCCCCAUCUCAGCUGUUUCAUCUCAACCCGCCAUACUGCAAACCUCAGUGGAGCAGAGUUCACAAGCGUCUGUUGCGGUAGCUGCAGGUCAAGCUAAUCUUGUCAAGCAGCAAGAAGAACUGGAGAGGAAGGCAGCAGAGUUGGAGAGAAAGGAACAGGAACUUCAGAACAGGACACCCCAGAACACAGGGGUCAAAGAGAACAACUGGCCUCCCCUGCCCAAGUUUUUUCUUGUGAAGCCAUGCUUUUACCAAGACUUUGAGGCAGACAUCCCAGAAGAAUACCGACGGAUCUGUAAAAGAAUGUACUACCUGUGGAUGUUCCACAGUGUCACACUGUUCCUCAACGUGCUGGCCUGCCUGGCCUACUUCACAGUGGACUCUCAGUAUGGCGUCGACUUUGGCCUGUCCAUCCUCUGGUUCCUCCUCUUCACCCCCGUUUCCUUCGUCUGCUGGUACAGACCCGUGUACAGAGCCUUCAGGUCUGACAGUUCCUUCAGCUUCUUUUUCUUCUUCUUUGUUUUUUUCUUCCAAGUGGCUGUGUACAUCAUUCAGACUGUGGGAAUCCCCAAGUGGGGCAACAGUGGCUGGAUUGCGUCCAUCAGCAUGAUCAACACGAACUUGGCUGUGGCCGUUGUUAUGAUGGUGGUGGCGGGCUUUUUCACCGUAAAUGCGAUCCUGGCAGUCAUGCUCCUAAAAAUGGUCCACUACAAGUACAGACGUACCGGAGCCAGCUUCACCAAGGCUCAACAGGAGUUCUCCAGCGGUGUCCUGACCAACAGAACCUUCCAGUCUGCUGCUACGACAGCUGCUCAGGGAGCUUUUAGCAGCAACUAAAGCAUUAGAUCGUGCCCUAUUUCCAUGGGCUCUUACACUAGUUAUAUACCUGGGGCACAGAUCAUAAUAAUUGGGGGGAUAAAAGGAAAGAAAGAAAUAACUUGACCACAAACAUGCUUCCACAUGGUUGUUUGUGUCAAACGUGCGAUAUACAGUGACCAUGGUCAAAAGCUGUAUAUGAAAAUGUGUGAGUCAAGACAUGGAUCUUGAAUGGUGUAUGAAUUGCACAUUCUUUGGAAUGCACUCUACAUAGAGUCCCUCAUCACUGUAUAGUGAAACAUGAGGCUGCUAUCAAACUAACAAAGCUGAAUUGGAGCAAAGAGACGGGGCAAAUGACAUUUCAUCACCACCCAAAAAAGGACUUGAAUGUUUGGUAAUGUCAAAGUGCAGUUGGUAUGCUACUUUUGAAAGCCCUGUCAACUUCGUUUUGAGGUUUCGAUCCCGCAGAGUCCGAUUUGAUUUUUUUCUUGUCACAUUUUUUUUCCCACCCUCACGACGGAACACACAAACCACAGAGAGCAAUGGUGAAAAGGGCAUGCUUAAUGUGAAAUUGUUAAUUCUGGUCAUGUGCAACGGAACCCUGAUAAAGAACAGGUUGGCUGCUGAAACCGGUAUGGUCCAAACGUGUGAAAACAGAUGGCCGAGGUCAAUUAUUUUCAUUGUCUCUGCCACCUCAGCCUUGGUAGUACUGUUUCUCUGGGUGUAGGUUACUUGUUACUGCUGCCAUCAUUUAUGUUUUUUCUUGCACAUACUUCUGAUACGUAAUGAAGAAUAGGCCAUGAAGGAGUUGCUUUGCUCAAAUGAAGUGAGAAAAGUCACUGUUUACAGGCUGACAUUAAGUUGUGCCUGGAGCAGCUGGUUGAUACAUUUUGAUUAACGAGCAAAGGAACACAAUCUCUGUGUCAAUUUUCUAGACACUGCUAAUUGUAUUACGAAUGGCACCGAUGUGAAACAAAAUCAAUGUUGAUAAUCAAUUCAGCCUGUUAGUUAUUAGCUUGUCGUUAAUAGUCGGUGGUUUUUAAAAAUUGUAGUUGUUGUGUGUGUGUGUGCGCGCGCGCUUGCGUGUGUGUGCUUUUCACCCCCUGCUUCGGGAAACAUUUUAUCCAAAUUAGCAUUCCUAAGUCUGGUGUAUGUGUCACUGGUUUGUCUUGACCAUUUACAAUUUCACGUUCAGUUUUUAAGCCAGCUUUACAAAUGUCUAAUCUUGCAGUUGAUAACCACUUUCAACUGUUCAAAUAGCCCCAAUCUGGGUUGAAGAUGAUAAAUAUGAAGGAUGCCUAAAAUGCAUUCCCUUUUCCUUUGAAGAAUAGACAAGUUUUACUUGUUGGGGAAGAGAAACUUGAUGUGCAAAGAAAAACCAAGUACGAGUAAGGGCCACAGAAUGCAGUUUAACUUAACUCUUUGCUGUCUCUCUUAAGGCACUGUAAAUGAUUUUGUUGUGUGUCUGUGCCUUAAGCAGAUGUAAAGUUACAUACAUGUUUCCAUAGAUUUUUUUUGGGGGGGGGGCGUUGUCAUAUACCUUUUUCCUUCUCUUUGCUUACUAAAGAAAUUAUUUGUUCUUAAGAACGUAUUAUGGUAUGUUGCAUGUAUGGGUAAAUUAUUUUGAUGUACAAUUAGGGUUUCUGACGGGACAGUUGACUAAAUAAAUCCCUCCUUAAUGUUGUGAA
Hippocampus zosterae (dwarf seahorse) is the source of this 2887-nucleotide messenger RNA. RefSeq names its product secretory carrier-associated membrane protein 2-like. The record is from RefSeq and is a predicted model, not a curated record. The transcript has 9 exons. The coding region runs from base 138 to 1220 and encodes 360 amino acids. Gene Ontology annotation, cellular component: trans-Golgi network membrane; recycling endosome membrane. NCBI's taxonomy places the organism in Eukaryota, Metazoa, Chordata, Actinopteri, Syngnathiformes, Syngnathidae. Gene Ontology annotation, biological process: protein transport.